AUGUCAAAAACAACACCUAAUUUUGGCGGAACUGUUGGCUGGGAUCAGCAAACAGUGAUUGGUAAACGAGCUCCACGUGCCGGCGAAUUGAAAAGUGAAGCAGCAAUAGCUGCGGCUGCGCGUGCAGGUGUUCCCAUUGAUACAUCGAAGAAAUAUGCUGGCGGUAGUAAUAAACAACAUGAGUCAGCAAAAAAUACAGCCGUUUUAGAUCGAGAAACAGAAGAAUUGCAUCAUGACCGCAUUAGUGGCGAUGUGUCUCGCGUUAUACAACAGGCUCGAGUGGCUAAAGAAUGGACGCAAGCGGAUUUAGCUCGUCAUAUUAAUGAAAAACAACAAGUUGUUAAUGAAUAUGAACAGGGCAAAGCAAUACCGAAUCAACAAAUAAUUUCGAAACUCGAACGAGCACUUGGAGUCAAAUUAAGAGGAAAAGAUAUUGGACUACCGCUUAGUGGGCCAAAAAAAAAGUAA
This is a messenger RNA of Didymodactylos carnosus, 468 nucleotides long. The record is from the annotation of a GenBank genome assembly. NCBI's taxonomy places the organism in Eukaryota, Metazoa, Rotifera, Eurotatoria, Philodinida, Philodinidae.